Phlebotomus papatasi is the source of this 4299-nucleotide messenger RNA. Its product is annotated as probable phospholipid-transporting ATPase IIA. The transcript has 7 exons. Gene Ontology annotation, cellular component: endosome; plasma membrane; trans-Golgi network. Gene Ontology annotation, molecular function: magnesium ion binding; ATPase-coupled intramembrane lipid carrier activity; ATP hydrolysis activity. Bases 279 to 3695 code for a protein of 1138 amino acids. Gene Ontology annotation, biological process: phospholipid translocation; retrograde vesicle-mediated transport, Golgi to endoplasmic reticulum; endocytosis. The record is from RefSeq and is a predicted model, not a curated record. Lineage: Eukaryota; Metazoa; Arthropoda; Insecta; Diptera; Psychodidae.
CCGCCGUUGGAUAUUUUUAACCGCAGUCGCCGCGGUCUAUCUGUCAAAUCCAGAAGUGCAAAAAAUAAAUAUAAAAAAUGCGAACUUUGCUUUCUCGUGAAUUGUCUGUAGGCGCUUGAUUUAUGUUUUCCAAUGAUUGAUAGUGAGUUCCAUAAAUCAAUCCAGUGACAACACUUCCGGGAAUCGAGUGAUUUUUGUGACGAAAAAUCCCCUAAAUAGGAGUGGCUCUAGUUUCCUCUGGGAAAUGUAAUUUUUAGGCUCGAAGAGAAACAAGGAGGAUGGAUAUGCCUCUGAAAGAUUUCGAAAUGAGUGAUUCAGAGACAGAACUCUUGCUCGAUGGCCAAAAUGAUGUGAAUUACUCAGUGAAUGGGGGAAUGUCCAGGAACAGGCGUAGAAAUCGAUCCUUUUGGUCCUGCUGCAAAUGGCUCUGUUGUGGAUGCUGGUGGUGGUUGUGGCGAAAAUGGUUCUCCGCCAAGGAAUUCCGUUCCCGGACAGUUCACAUUGGGAAGCACUGCGACGAAAAGUUUCCCCCCAACGAGAUCCGGAAUCAGAAAUACAACUUUAUCACAUUUCUACCGUUGGUGCUAUUUGAGCAAUUUCGCUUCUUCCUCAAUCUCUAUUUUCUCAUCAUGGCCCUGAGUCAGUUCAUUCCGGACAUAAGAAUUGGCUAUCUGUACACAUAUUGGGGACCAUUGGGUUUUGUUCUGGCCGUGACCAUCUGUCGCGAAGCCAUUGAUGACCUGAGACGUCAUCAGCGAGAUCGGGAAGUUAAUUCCCAAAAGUACAGACGCUUAGUGGGAGCAGAUCGAAUUCCGGAGAUGGUUCCAUCGUCCAAGCUCAAAGUGGGCGAUAUUAUAAUUGUGGAGAAGGAUGAACGAGUGCCAGCGGACUUGGUCCUGUUGCGCACGAGUGAUCGUAGUGGGGCUGUUUUUGUCCGGACCGAUCAACUGGACGGAGAGACGGAUUGGAAAUUGAGAUUGGCAGUUCCGGCAACGCAGAAAUUGGCAAGUGAUUCGGAACUCUUCAAUCAAGGAGCCAGUAUCUACAUUGAAAAGCCUCAGAGGGAUAUUCAUUCUUUCAUUGGGACUUUCUCAAAGCAGGAAGGUUCUGAAGAGGAGAGUUUGGAUGUGGAGAAUACUCUGUGGGCCAAUACGGUGGUGGCAGCUGGAACGGCUACGGGAAUUGUGGUGUACACGGGCUGUGAGACACGCAGCGUAAUGAAUAAUUCUCAGCCACGAUCGAAGAUUGGUUUGUUGGAUUUGGAGAUAAAUGGGUUGACAAAGGUGCUUUUCUGUGCCGUUAUGGGAUUGGCAUUGGCCAUGAUGUGUCUCAAGGGUUUCAAUGGACCCUGGUAUCGCUACAUGUUUCGUUUUGUCUUGCUCUUCUCCUACAUUAUUCCCAUCAGUUUGAGGGUGAAUUUGGACAUGGGUAAAGCCUUCUAUUCAUGGCAAAUUCAGAAUGAUCCAGAAAUAAGUGGUACUGUUGUCCGUUCAACGACAAUUCCCGAAGAAUUGGGUAGAAUCUCAUACUUGCUGACGGACAAAACAGGAACACUUACACAGAAUGAGAUGGUAUUCAAGAAGAUACAUCUGGGUACUGUGGCUUAUGGGAAUGAUUCAUUUGAUGAAGUAGCUUCAACCAUUCAGAGUAUUAAUUCACAGCAGAAUCAGCAGGAAGUGCCGACCAAUCGCACCACUGCCAUUUUUGCCAACACCAGGAUGCGACGUCCGGAAGGAUGGAGGGCGUGGGAGGCCGUAAAGGCCUUGGCGCUCUGUCAUAACGUCACACCCGUGUACGAUGGCGAUAGCAAACAUGGAAACAGUGAAAAAGAUUCUCCAAAUCGUUCGAUUGAUAUCGAAGGACCAGCUAAACGAGAAGUUGUCUAUCAGGCAUCCAGUCCGGAUGAAAUAGCUCUGGUGAAGUGGACAGAACAAGUGGGGCUGGCCCUUGUGGCACGUGAUUUGCAAUCCAUAACUCUGCAGCUGAGAAGUUCACAGUUUGGCAAGAGUGAAUCAAUGCGAAAGUUUGCAGCAGAUGGUGGAAGUAUUGAUACAACAGUGACAAAUUUGUCUGCAGAUGGAUCCAGAGUGGAUCUCAAUUCACCAUCGAGCAGCAGUACAACAUCACUAAAUUCCUUUUUGGGUGGGAAUCUCAUGCGUUUUCAGAUCCUGCAGGUGUUCCCAUUUACGAGCGAGAGCAAACGAAUGGGAAUUAUUGUGAAGGAUUUGUCAAAUGGUGAGAUUACAUUUUACUUGAAGGGAGCCGAUGUGGUGAUGUCGUCAAUUGUUCAGUACAAUGAUUGGUUGAGUGAAGAGAGUGGGAAUAUGGCUAGAGAGGGAUUGAGGACACUGGUAGUGGCCAAGAAGGUCUUCACGGAGGAGCAGUACAAUGACUUUGAGACGCGCUACAAUGCAGCUAGAUUGAGUGUUACGGAUAGAUUCACAAAGGUGGCAGCAGUUAUUGAGUCCCUUGAGCGCGAGAUGGAGCUGCUGUGCCUCACAGGGGUGGAAGAUCGUCUUCAGGAUCGUGUACGUCCGACACUGGAGUUGCUGAGGAAUGCUGGCAUCAGGAUUUGGAUGUUGACGGGUGAUAAACUGGAGACUGCCACUUGUAUUGCCAAGAGUAGCCAUCUGGUGGGCAGAAAUCAAGGCUUGCACGUGCUCAAGAGUGUCUUGACACGAACUGAUGCUCAUCUCGAGCUCAAUCAGUUCCGACGGAAGCAAGACUGUGCCCUGGUGGUGUCAGGAGAGAGUCUCGAGGUUUGUUUGCAGUACUAUCAGAGUGAAUUUAUGGAAUUGGCCACGGCGUCUCCGGCUGUCGUUUGCUGUCGCUGCAGUCCAACGCAGAAAGCUCAGGUGGUAUCGCUGAUUCAGCGGUACACUGGCAGGAGGACGUGCGCUGUUGGUGACGGUGGGAAUGACGUCAGUAUGAUUCAGCAGGCAGAUGCUGGGGUGGGAAUUGAGGGACGCGAGGGUAGACAGGCGUCCCUAGCUGGAGAUUUCAGUAUUCCGCAAUUUGCGCACAUUGCCCGGCUUUUGUUGGUGCACGGAAGGAGAGCGUACAAGAGAUCAGCCGCUCUGUCGCAGUUUGUCAUCCACCGUGGUCUCAUCAUAUCCACAAUGCAGGCAGUCUUCUCGGCUGUCUUCUACCUCUCGUCCGUGCCACUGUAUCAGGGCUUCCUGAUGGUUGGCUAUGCCACAUUGUACACCAUGUUCCCGGUGUUUUCGCUGGUACUCGAUCAGGACAUCAGUGCACACAUUGCCGUGACAUAUCCAGAGUUGUACAAGGAACUCUCCAAAGGACGAAGUCUCAGCUACAAAACAUUCUUCAUGUGGGUCCUCAUAAGCAUUUACCAAGGCGGUGUUAUAAUGUACGGAGCUCUUGUACUCUUUGAGGACGAAUUUAUUCACAUUGUGGCUAUAAGCUUCUCAGCACUUAUCCUUACAGAACUGAUAAUGGUGGCAUUGACGAUAAGAACGUGGCAUCGACUCAUGGUUCUUGCAGAAAUCUUCAGUUUAAUCCUCUAUCUCAUUUCACUGGCAGUUCUCCACGAAUAUUUCGAUUGGGAAUUUAUUUGGUCAUAUGAUUUCGCAUGGAAGGUCUCAGUUAUAACUUUAAUUUCGUGUUUGCCUCUGUACAUUAUUAAAUUUCUGCGUAAAAAGUUUUCACCACCAUCGUAUUCGAAAUUGACAUAAGAGAAUGGAAAAAUUAAAAGAAAACGUGCGACUUUACUAUGUGUUAACAUUUGUAUUAUAAAGAAAAAAAAUUAAGAGAAUAACCCCAAGAAUAUAUUUUAGAGAACACAAGAAAUAUUGACUGAUUUGUUUAUUCUUUAAUUACCAUUGAAUUAGAUUUUAUAUUAAAAAAAAGAAGAAACAAUAACAUUUUGAAAUUUAAAGUGAUCGAAAUCAGUCUUAUUGCUACACACAAAGCUUUCUCAAACUUUUUUUUAAAUUUUUUUUCACUGAAAGAAGGAUUUUACGUGUAUUUUAUUUUUACAAAUUAGUCUUAACGGAUUGAAAGAAUUUAUUUCCCUAUAAUUGUGAUAGUGUGAGAAAAAAAAUUGAUUGGAAAAAUUUGAGAUAAAAAGAAAAGUUGAACUUGUGGUUAAAACUUUCUUAAAACUAAUUCAAAAAUUUAUUUUCUUCAUUCACAUCGCACCAAGUAUCAGAAAGAAAAAAAAAGAAAAUGUAAAACUUAGAAACAAUUCUGAAAGAGUCUUCACUAACAUUUAUGUACUAAAUGUAAGAGAAAGAAAAAUAAUAAAAUAUAUUUACUGUUAAUUUAUUUAUCCAAAAA